GAUCGUAGAUCGAGAUUACAUAGAAGCUAACCUGAGCGGUAUUGAACAUCGUUUGGGAGCAUUCCUCACUCCCAGCUCAUCGGACUUCCCUGAGCUGCAAUGAUAUCCAUCGAUUUCAGAUCCAAAACAGCCAUCGUUACCGGCGGUGGACGAGGUAUCGGUCUAGGUAUCACAGAAGCCCUUGCAGGGGCCGGGGCCAAUGUCAUCAUUACAUAUACUUCUACGGAUCCCACAGAGCUCGCUCAAACUCUAGGUGCCAAAUACGGCGUGAAGAUUCAUGUGUAUCGGUGCAGAGCGGAGGACAGUACUCAAGUGAAUGAAAUGGUGGAAAGAAUAAGCAAAGAGAUCGGCGAGGUAGACUUCGUCAUUGCGAAUGCAGGGGUUAGCUUGUGGAGAGAUACGAUCGAUAUGACCGAUGAGGAGCUCGAACAUAUCAUGAAGAUAAAUCUCUUUGCUCCUGUAUAUCUCGCUCGAGCGUUCACCCGACACUGGCUAGGUCUACCAGCGACAGUACAAUCAGAUCACCAAGUAGGGAAGCUCGACACAAUCAAUCUAAAGAAGAAGAUUCUUUUCGUAUCUAGUAUCAGUGGGAUUGUCAAUAUGACACCCCAGCGACAGAUGGCAUACAACGCUUCGAAAGGAGGAUUGACGAUGGCCGCAAGGAGUCUUGCGGGCGAAUGGGCUCGGUAUGGAAUCACAGUCAACACCAUCUCACCAGGAUACGUAUCGACAGAUAUGAUCGCCAAUCCGCCUUCAGGCGAAGCUUCAGCCUGGGUUCAAACGUGGAAGUCCAUGACACCAGUGGACAGAUUCGCCAAAGCUUCUGAGGAGGGGCAAAUGGUAGCUUUGAUGAUGUCGGAUCACGCAUCAACCUUUAUGACUGGUCAUGAUCUGGUAAUGGAUGGGGGUUACACCACAUAUUGAGGG
Molecule: messenger RNA, 927 nt
Organism: Kockovaella imperatae
Lineage: Eukaryota; Fungi; Basidiomycota; Tremellomycetes; Tremellales; Cuniculitremaceae
Exons: 6
Coding region: 100-924 (274 amino acids)
Cellular component (GO): intracellular anatomical structure
Molecular function (GO): oxidoreductase activity, acting on NAD(P)H, oxygen as acceptor
Source: RefSeq, a predicted model, not a curated record